AUGGAGACUAAAAUAUAAAAUUAAGUUAUUGAUUAAAGGCGAUUUUAUCAUGAUGCAAAUCACAUUCUAUAACCAAAAAACUCACUUCCUACUUUAACAAAAAAUAGCCCCUCAACAUUAUAUAAUUUCCAACCAUCUUCUCCAAAAAUAUCUCUAAAUAAAAAUACUUCUACUUUUUAAGAGUACAUCAAAUAUAUUUUAGCAGAGAGACUAAAGAAAAACUAAGAGGCUUUAAACAAUUCCAAAGAAGACAAUAAAUUUAAUUUUGGUAAAGCAAUCCAUUCAAAAAAUUAAAGCUAUGGAAAACUACACUUCUAACGAGAAGCUAGCUUCUAAUCAUUAACAGAUCGUGAAAAAAUACAAAAUUUAAUAGAGAAACCAACAAUAGAAAAAUUAUUUCCAGAUAUUGUAAAUAAAAAUAUACAAAAGUAAAGUUUCUCAGCAGGCAGAAAACCAUUCUUUUAAUCAAGCAAUAUCAACAGCAAUAAAAGUAUCAGUUAAGAGAGCUUCAAACCUGAGUAGAUUUAAGAAUUUGUUAAAAAAAAUAGCAAUAAUUAGGACAUUUCUCCUAUUUGUAAUAGUCCUAAUUAUUAAUCAAUUCAGAUAUAUCAGCUUAGGAAAUCUCAAUAACAGAUAAAAAAAGAGUAAAACAUAAACCAAAGCAUAAAAAGUUCUUUUAGUGAGGAAUAUGGAACUAUCAAAAAUAGGUACUUUUAAUUCGAUACUUCUAAAAAUGAAGGUAUCAAAGAAACAAAUGUAGAUAAUUUUAUAGAAGUUGAUGAUAAACAAGAAUAAAAAAGUAGUGUAAGCAUUAUUGACUUUGAUUAAAAUGAAGAUAAAGACAUUUAUUAAGAAGAUGCUAAGAAAUCAGAGCAAGGAUAAUGCCAUAAGAAUUCGUUUUCUUCAUAAUUUUCUAAAAAAAUUGAAAAAAAUCCUUAAAAAUAGAUAAUAGUUGUAAGAAAGCAUAAGAAUAAAAUAAAAUAGGAUCUUCAUACAAAUUAAUCAAAUAAUAUUUAAGAGUGUGAUUCAAAACAACAAGAAGUUCAUAACGCUAAAUUAAUGACUUAAAAUAAUAAUAGAAAUAGUUUAAAUGCUACCUAAUAAUUUUAUUUUCAGGUAAAUCAUCGCUCAAACAUUCAUAAUUCAAAGUAGUUUCAGUAAAUUGAUAUGAUUUCAAAAAAUUAUCCUAAAUAAUUUAAAGGAAUGAGCAAUUUUCUUGAGAAAAAUGAACUUGAAGCUCAGUUGGGUACAUACAAUCAAAAAUAGCAAUUAAUUUGUGAUGAUAGCGGUUUAUAGGAAAUAAUAAAAAAACAAUAAGAAGGAGAACCAUCCUUAUAACUGCAAAACUAAACAACAUAACCAUCUUUGAAAUAUUUAAUUGACAAGAAUUAUAAAAAAGAAUCAAAUAAACUAGAAUAAUAAUCUUAAGUUGCUAUUAGUAAAGAUAACAAUAGCUUAUCUAUAAUGAUAAAUCAAACUACCUCACCAAAAAUGUAGUCAGCAACCAAUGGAAUAGGAACUUCAUAGACUUAAAUGGAUGAUACUAUCACAUAAUCUGAUAAGCCAGUUUAAGGAUUUGCAGUAGACUUAUAAAAGAGUUAUUUAGAUCAUUCAAUCACAUUCAAUAACAAAAAACAACUUUAAGACGAAAAAAAAAAUCAUACAGCAAACGCAUAAAAGUUGUCUUAAAUUAUUAAAUACUAAUCAGAUAAACUUAAACUGUAAAAUUAUAAAAAGUAGGUUUAAAUACUUAAAUUUUCUAUUCAAGAAGAACAAUUUUAGCUUAAGAAAGCAUUUGAUUAAAUACUAUAGAUAAAAAAUUCCAAGAACAAAUUUAUUAAAACUUUUACUACAACAUCCAGCGUUCAGUAAAUGCCAGUUGCAGCAGUAACUAAUUCUCAAAAAUAAUUGUCAAAAAUUUAAUCAGAUUAAAUGGAUCAGCCAUAAGUUUAAAAAAUUUAUCAAAAAAGAAUUUAAACCAAAGCUAAUGUAAAAAAUCGCUAAAAGUUAAACUAAAUAAAUUAAGAAAAUUCGUAAUCAGAAGAUAAUUCAGAAGCAAAAGAGUAUAUUAUGGAUAGUUCAGUCAAAGAUUAUUUUAAUCAAAGAGUUAAAACAAAAGAUGAAUCAGAAGAAAACAAGAAAAUCAACUCAUAAAAAAAUGAGAAAUAAGAUAAAAUUGACUUUUAUAAGCUCAGACUUUAUUAUGGUAAUAAAUAUGAAUCUAAGUUAUCAACAAAAAAUAUUAAAUAAAUAAACCUAAACACCUUCCGUGAAAGGAGUUUUACAAAUAAUACGCCCGAAAACAGUAACAAUAUGCAAUUAGAUCCAUGGGAAAGCAAUCAUUCAGAAACCUAAGAAGAAUAUGAAUAGUAUUAUCUAUAAUUAUGA
Tetrahymena thermophila SB210 is the source of this 2388-nucleotide messenger RNA. RefSeq lists its product as hypothetical. The transcript has a single exon. NCBI's taxonomy places the organism in Eukaryota, Ciliophora, Oligohymenophorea, Hymenostomatida, Tetrahymenidae. The record is from RefSeq and is a predicted model, not a curated record.